CUGAGUUUUAUUAUUUAGAUCAAACAUAAAACUCAAAAUCAUAUUGUGGCGGUUCCGUGGUUCAUAGAAAUGUGAUUAAAAAUUUAAAAUACUAAAUGCGCGAGAGAGGUCGAUGGAGACAGCUCAACCAGCGAGCAAGAAGGCCAGAGUAACCAACCGCGGUACAUGGUCGAGGUGCAGCUACGCAUCUAUGACACAGAUAAGCUAGCGGCAGACAACCUGGCUGCCUGUACGUCGUACGCAUGAGGAGGCCACCUUCACCGGCUACGUGUCAACCGACUCAGAGCGUACUGCUUUUGGCGCUCACUGAGCCCCCCAUUAUAGUCGAAGAUAGCUAUGGUCACCUGGAAAAAAAGGAAGUGAUCACGCCCAAGGCAAAGAUUGAGGGCAAAUUCAUGAGAAUUCUAAGGACGGAUGGGAUUCGUAACACACCGACUUAUGCGAUACAUCUGAAAACGGGGGUCGCCAUGGGAUGUAUCCACAAUAUUCAAAAGAACUCUAAAUACCACCGGCUUUUUCGCCUACUAGGAAUCGCAUGCGAAUGAACAUAGAAUCCGUGGAAGUUACUAAAACCAUUAUCUGUGGAAUAGGAUGCAACUCCAGAUUGCCAGGGCUGCUGAUGAAGUGGACAGAAAAAGUUUCUAUGGAAGGGAUUGCGAAAACAAUUCAAGACCACUGUAUGAAUUUCCUAGCCAUAUGUCCCAUACUAAUGAAGAUCCAUCAGCAACACUACGAAGGGAAUCGCAUGCGAAUGAACAUGGUAUCCGUGGAAGUUUCUAAAACCAUUCUCUGCGGAAUAGGAUGCAACUCCAGAUUGCCAGGGCUUCUGAUGAAGCGGACAGAAAAAGUUUCUAGGAAAGGGAUUGCGAAAACAAUUCAAGACCACUGGUUGAAUUUCCUAGCCAUAUGUCCCAUACUAAUGAAGAUCCAUCAGCAACACUACGAAGGGUGAGUCUGAAUGACAUAGAGGUUAU
This is a messenger RNA of Drosophila subpulchrella, 974 nucleotides long. RefSeq lists its product as uncharacterized. Bases 243 to 545 code for a protein of 100 amino acids. The record is from RefSeq and is a predicted model, not a curated record. The transcript is spliced from 4 exons. Lineage: Eukaryota; Metazoa; Arthropoda; Insecta; Diptera; Drosophilidae.